CCCCUUAAACAGGGGUUGGACAUCAACUUUGUCAGGUUCAAAGACGGACAGCGGCAGACACUGCAAAAUGAAGAGGGCUCCAUUGAGAGGUGGCAGCAGCUUUACAAGGAGGGGUGGAGUCUGCAAGUACACCAACCGCAGCGCUUCUGUGACGCCCUCACCCGCCUGUGUUCCUCCCUAGAGAACCAGUUGGGAUGCCUCGUGGGAAGCAAUGCAUACCUGACCCCUGCAGGGGCACAGGGUCUGGCGCCGCACCACGACGACGUGGAGAUAUUCGUGGUGCAGACGGAGGGCCGCAAGCGCUGGUGGCUGAUGUCAGACACUGAAGCCUCCCUUGCUGUGCAGUCCCGGCUGCCGCCUGCUGAAGGCAGCCUGCCUGAGGCUGGUGAGGCCCCCACGGAGUCGAGUGUGGUGCGCUGCCGAGGAUCUGGGCUGUUCAGGAUGAUGCCACUGCCGGCCCAAGACGCCCCAGAGGACAGUGAAGAGGGCUGGGUGAAGGUGAAUUCCCUCCAGUCAACUGUCAAUCUAAGCAAGAUAACUCCCCGGCUCUGA
Coccomyxa subellipsoidea C-169 is the source of this 552-nucleotide messenger RNA. RefSeq lists its product as hypothetical. Gene Ontology annotation, molecular function: histone H3K4 demethylase activity; histone H3K36 demethylase activity. Gene Ontology annotation, cellular component: nucleolus. The transcript has 4 exons. The annotation marks the transcript as partial. NCBI's taxonomy places the organism in Eukaryota, Viridiplantae, Chlorophyta, Trebouxiophyceae, Coccomyxaceae. The record is from RefSeq and is a predicted model, not a curated record.